Molecule: messenger RNA, 921 nt
Organism: Wyeomyia smithii (pitcher-plant mosquito)
Lineage: Eukaryota; Metazoa; Arthropoda; Insecta; Diptera; Culicidae
Product: glutathione S-transferase 2-like
Exons: 2
Coding region: 193-819 (208 amino acids)
Biological process (GO): glutathione metabolic process
Molecular function (GO): glutathione transferase activity
Source: RefSeq, a predicted model, not a curated record
UCAGCUCGAGAACUCGUCCAGUCAGAUUGCUGCUUCGCAUACAUUUAUUAUCUUAUCAACGGUGGGUAAACGAAAAGUAGUUCUGAAUUGGACGUCGUCGUAUAUAUAAGCUGAUGUUGCUCUUCCGAGCGGAACAUCAAUCGUUAAGUGUUAUUUAGCAGUUGUAUUAUUUUGAUAUUAAUUUUUAUUAAAAUGGAGCUCUAUAUUACCCCCUUCUCCCCACCGUGCUGGUCUGUUUUGCUACUUGGCCGCCAGUUGAAUUUGAAAAUCAAUACGAAAUCAUUGGACCUCGAUAAGGAAGAACAUCUGAAAGAGGAUUUUAUCAAGAUCAAUCCGGAACACACGGUUCCCACCUUGGUGGAUGGCGAUUUAAUUCUCAGUGAAUCGCGUGCGAUUCUGUCCUACCUGAUGGAUGCCUACGCGAAAGAGAAUCACCCGCUCUAUCCGCGAGCCGCGAAAGCCCGAGCCUUGAUCCAGCACAGGCUGAACUUUGACCUGGGUACUCUGUACAGUCGCUUUUUCGUUUACUGUUCGCCGAUGUGGAACGAUAAGGCGACCUCAACUGAAGCCCAACGGGACAGACUGUGCGAGGCGCUGGGAUUCCUCGAGACGUACCUUAGUAGAAGCCGUUACGCUGUCGGAGAUCAUCUAACCAUUGCAGAUUUUUCUUUGGUGGCCAGUGUUUCAGCUAUCGAUGUUUGCUAUGUGAAGUUGGAAAAGUACCCGAAAGUGGUGGCGUGGUAUGAGCGUUGUAAGAAGGAGCUGCUGGGUUACAGGAAAUUGUGGCUGGUGAAUUCGAGGGCUUCCGGAAGUUUUUGAACGUUCCUAAAAAAUCCGUUUAAUUAAAGUUUAAACAUAUUAUUAGGACUAUUCUAUAUAAAAAUGAUUGAAUAAAAAUUAAAGUCGGUCAAAAAACGAAAA